AUGACCGAGUCUACUCCCGUAGCGUCGACCUCGUUCACCCCUCCACCGACCCUCACCUCGAAACAACGUCGUCAACGCCAAGUACCGCAAACGACCGCGCCUUCGAACGAUUCGGCCUUUCGCACCUCCGAGAGGUAUUGGAAGAACCGAUCGCAACCUUUGGACUUUGGGAGGGCGUUGUCUUAUGAGAGGAUACGGUGGGAUCAGCCUCGCAAAGGGGAGGAGGAGCGAGUGCGUGGUGUUUGGGAGGAUGGACAGGGGCUGAGCUUGGAAUGUUUUAGGAUUCGGUUGAGGCCCGACGAGGAGGGUGUGCUUGGUCACAAGAAGUGGAAGGGGAAACAGGUGGGAAAGGAAGAGAGACGGGAUACUUGUGAUUAUGCGGUCACCAUCCCUAACAUGCCAGGUGAGCUAGCAAAUCAUUUCACCCCCUCCCCCCACUUGUGAACCGGUGCUCAUCCUCGCUGUCCUCCUCCUCCUCAGGCAUCAUACUCUUCCCCUCCAUUCUCCCACCCGCACUCCAACGGGCCCUAGUCCGUGAAUCCCUCCGGCACUCCGUCUCCCCGAACCUCACCUCCCUUUCCCCGCACUACGAUCUACCCCUCGAAGGGAUCUGGAACGCCUUUGAAGCGGGUCAGGGGGGGAGACUAUGUAAGAGGAUUUCGCCCAAGAGUGAUGGGACUAUCGGGAGGGAUCAAGUCAUUUUCGAGCCUGUAACAAAGGGUAAUUGGAAGGAUGAGAUUGGCAGGGCAGAGAAGGAGAAGGAUAAAGAGAACAUCGUCGUCGUUCCCCCUCCAUUGCCCAAGAAGGAACUCGUGACUCCCAUCGACGCAGCAACCUCGGCAGCUGCAGCGGACUAUACGGUCCAUGACCUCCUCACCAAAUUGCGUUGGACGACCAUAGGCUGGAACUACGAUUGGACAUCCAAAGUCUACAACUUCUCUCUACCGCAUUCGAAUCUACCCCCUUUGAUCCAUCGGUGUUGCAAGGAAGCUGUACGACGUGUUGACUGGGAUCAGGUUUUCGAGGGGACAGGCGAGGAGGAACUGCAUGAGGGGGGUGGGAAGGUCUGGGAUACGUGGAGAGAGGAGUAUGAACCGGAUGCGGGAAUCGUCAACUUUGUCAGUCUUGUGGAAGUUUGGGCUUAUUCUCUGGAUGGUGGAGCUGAUGAGCGGCGGCGAUAUAGUACCAAUUGAGGGACACCUUGACCGCCCACAUCGAUCAUUCCGAAUUGGACGCCGUUCAACCGCUCGUUUCAUUCAGGUACGCAGUCCAACCCCAAAAGUGUGCUAUAACCCGAAGAGGUGAGCACAAGUAGCUCAACCCCACUCCCCCUUUUCUUGCCCUGCACAGCAUCGGCCAUUCCGCCAUCUUCCUCAUCGGCGGACCGACGAGGGAUAUCACACCCCUUGCGAUUGAGCUUCAGUCAGGGGACGGGUUGAUCAUGUCGGGUCAGAGAGGACGGAGGGUCUUCCAUGGUCAGUCUGGGUAGCGAUGCACCCGAAAGAAAACCUCCUAUCUGCGGACGCUGACUCUAUUUCCCACUUCUUCGCCUACCAAAUGGUACCCAACAGGUGUUCCGCGAAUUCUCUCCGACACGUUGCCACCCUACCUAUCCAGUACCUUGAACCUCAGAGAGGAGGAAGGACAAGAGGAGGAUGACUGGAAGUUGUUUGGCGAGUUCUUGGAAACGGGCGCGAGGAUUAACUUCAAUGUUCGUACGGUGGGGUAUACGGAAUGAUCGGGAUGUGUAGACUGGUGUUUGGAAUGGGACGAUCGCGGCCUGAAUCCUCGGAAACCCAAUUCUGCAUGCACGUUAUUUGACCCUUGUCAAUGCAGGUUUCACCGUACCGUGCCCCACAAAGUGCUCAACGCUGCCACAGUACCUCCUCGAGAAAGUCAUCAAAUUGCGUCCAAACUAUUCCCGCUCCUUCCCUGGGCACCUCUACCACCCCUCCCUCCUCCACUCCCGCCUCGGCCCCACUGAUCCCCUCCCCUCGCAACUCCCCUCGCAACUCAUCCCCCCUCCCCGACUAUACACCCCACGCAUCUCCCCCCUCCAUAGAGGGACAUUGUUCUGCCCUCGACGCCGCCACAGUCAUCGACGAAGCCUUCAACAUCCGAUACCUGGGCGGGACGUACGCUAAUACCCGGCCAACAGAAGUCAUGUGCGUCGCCCUCAGAUUGUUGCAACUUCCUCCUAUUGGGCCAUUUGAGCCCAAGGAGUUCAAGUGCGUUCUUUUGAUUGGGCUGUGUGGAGGGUAGAGGCAAGUGCCGAAGGCGGUGUGUUUGACUCGAGAAGGUAUCUGAGAGCACUGGCGAGGCUUCAUGUGAGGUUGACAUUCGACCCUGUCAACGUUUAUGAGGUGCUCGAAUGA
Molecule: messenger RNA, 2375 nt
Organism: Microbotryum saponariae
Lineage: Eukaryota; Fungi; Basidiomycota; Microbotryomycetes; Microbotryales; Microbotryaceae
Source: the annotation of a GenBank genome assembly